This is a messenger RNA of Myotis lucifugus (little brown bat), 1380 nucleotides long. It is a transcript of the gene GPR141, whose product is annotated as G protein-coupled receptor 141. NCBI's taxonomy places the organism in Eukaryota, Metazoa, Chordata, Mammalia, Chiroptera, Vespertilionidae. Gene Ontology annotation, molecular function: oxysterol binding; G protein-coupled receptor activity. The transcript has a single exon. Gene Ontology annotation, biological process: G protein-coupled receptor signaling pathway. Gene Ontology annotation, cellular component: membrane. The record is from RefSeq and is a predicted model, not a curated record. Bases 247 to 1152 code for a protein of 301 amino acids.
AUAUGCCCUGUCCGGGAAUCAAACUGUGACCUCCUGGUUCAUAGAUCGACGCUCAACCACAGAGCCACACUGGCUGGGCUUGUCUUCAUUCUGAAGGCAUGUAAAGUUGACGUCAUGUAAACAGGUAAAUGACACAGACACAUUUCCAGUGCCGGCGGGGGUGGGGGGGGAUGUACACUUACAUGGAAGCUCUGGAAGUUCAUCAAUUACAUGGGUGCUUUGUCUCUUCCAGGUGGCUUCUGAAGUAUGUCUGCCAACAAUAGUUCCUGCACACCUAUACUGACAUCCUGCUUAACCGGGAUCUACGGCGCAGUGCUCAUCGGCGGGCUGGUGGGCGUCAUCUCCAUUUUGUUCCUCCUCGUGAAGAUGAACACCCGGUCAGUGACCACCACAGCGGUCGUGAACCUGGUGGUGGUCCACAGUGUCUUCCUGCUGACCGUGCCUUUCCGCCUGACCUACCUCAUCAAGCAGAAGUGGACAUUUGGGUUGCCCUUCUGCAAAUUCGUGAGCGCCAUGCUGCACAUCCACAUGUACCUCACGUUCCUGUUCUACCUGGUGAUCCUGGUCAUCAGGUACCUCAUCUUCUUCAAGCGCAAGGACAAGGUGGAGUUCUACAGGAAACUGCAUGCGGUGGCUGCCAGCGCUGGCCUGUGGCUGCUGGUGAUUGUCAUUAUGGUGCCCCUGAUUGCUUCACAGUACGGAAGUCUUGACGUGUAUGAUACGGACAACUGUUUUAACUUCCACAAAGAGCUUGCUUGGGCGUAUGUGCGAGUCAUCAACUAUUUGAUCGUUGCUGUUGUCAUAGCCAUUGCGCUGAUUCUCUUGGUCUUCCAGAUCUUCAUCAUUAUGUCGAUGGUGCGGAAGCUGCGUCACUCCUUACUGUCCCACCAGGAGUUCUGGGCCCAGUUGAAAAACCUGUUCUUUAUAGGAGUCAUCAUGGUUUGCUUCCUUCCCUACCAGUUGUUUAGGAUCUAUUACUUGUACACUGUGGCGCUCUCAAGUGACUGCAACAGCGAUAUUGCAUAUUAUAAUGAAAUCUUCUUGAGUGUAACGGCAAUUAGCUGCUUUGACUUGCUGCUCUUUGUUCUUGGGGGAAGCCAUUGGUUUAAGCAAAAGAUAAUUGACCUAUGGAAUUACCUCUUUUGCCAUUAACCACACAAUACAGUGUUCAGGUUUCCUUCCUUUACAUCAGGAGUGAAAAAGAGUAGAGGGAGGUAGGAAGGAUAUUUUAUGACUUCAUGAAGACCAUGCCUUGUGGCAGCCAAAUGAAAGGACUUAUUCAUCCCAGUCCUUAUUUAGUCCCUGCCAUCUCUAAAGGACGCGCCCAUGCUGAGACUCCUGGUGUUCUGUCCACCUGCAGUUGCAACACGGCGUUGUUUU